GCAGGUUCAGGAGUGGAGGCAGCAAAAGCUGGAGCUUGAAGCCAUUAAAAACAACCAGAACCUAAAUAUAAACCAGGUGCGGGUACUUGAUGGUCAUGGUAGGAAAGCCAAAUACCCUGAUUUAGAAAAAGAACUAGUGGAUUAUAUUAAAAAAAAACGGGAAGAAAAGAUUCCUGUUACAACCCACAUGAUAGAAAAAAAGGCAAAGGAAUUAAAGAAAAGCCUAAACAUUGAAGCCAAGUGUUCUCGUGGCUGGAUUAAAUGUUUCAGAAAACGGCAUAAUUUAGUAGAACGUGCUCGAACGCAAACUGCUCAAAAGUUCCCUGAAGACAUGCCAUUGGUCAUUAGUAGAUUUCUUCAAAUUUCACACAAAGCAACAAAAAACAUUGAAAAAAAUUUAUCAUCUUUUUUGACGAAACACCGAUCUGAUUUGACAUGCCCCGAAGUUCAACCAACGGCACCCUGCGCGAACAUGCGAGCGGACCUGAUGAUCUCCACUUAUAUUCCAAAAGUUAUUCGAGCAAGGCUAGAAGGGUUUUUCAAAAGCAAAGGUAUAAUUUUUGUUGAUAGACAUCGUAGUCACGUACAAGAUGAUGUAGUUAAAGCAUUGAACAGGGAAGGCUUGGAUGUCUUAGAAAUACCCAGCAGUACAACUUGCAUUUUGCAACCACUAGACGUUUCAAUUGAUGAAGGGGAAAGAGAGUUUACUGCAAAAGGAAACCGUAAGAAAGCAUCAUACGAGUUGAUUUGCAAAUGGGUAUCCGAUCCAUGGAAAGGAAUUAGUACAAGCCUUUUGGCUAAAUCUUUUGAAGCAUCCGGGCUUGUACUCAACUCUGAUGGUAGCGAAGACCAUAAAAUGUCGAACCAUCUCCAAGCUAUUGUCAAUAAUCGUAUGGAUGAGGCUAAUAUGGAUGAAUUGUGUGAAGAUGAAAAUGAAUUAGGUGUUGAAAAUUUACCGGAUGAUGAGAACGAUGAGGAUGAUAGCAAUAAUGAGGACAAUGUGAGCAAUAAUAGUAAUUUGACAAAUAGUGAGGAUGAUGAGAGUGCAAUGGAUAUCGAUGAAGCAAUGUAA
This is a messenger RNA of Dentiscutata erythropus, 1072 nucleotides long. The record is from the annotation of a GenBank genome assembly. NCBI's taxonomy places the organism in Eukaryota, Fungi, Glomeromycota, Glomeromycetes, Diversisporales, Gigasporaceae.